This is a messenger RNA of Globicephala melas (long-finned pilot whale), 2645 nucleotides long. RefSeq names its product nuclear transport factor 2 like export factor 1 (gene NXT1). Gene Ontology annotation, cellular component: nuclear pore central transport channel. Gene Ontology annotation, biological process: poly(A)+ mRNA export from nucleus. Lineage: Eukaryota; Metazoa; Chordata; Mammalia; Artiodactyla; Delphinidae. The record is from RefSeq and is a predicted model, not a curated record.
GGCAUUCGCGUCUGCGCGGGCUGGGGGGCCGCGCGCGGGAACCUGCGGAGGCGCCGACCGGACCAGGCGGUUGCUGGGAGGAAGGGGUUCGUUGGAGGCGGCUCUUCCUGGGCCGCUUCGGGCGAGCAGCCGAGGAGCGCGGAGCCUCGGCGGGCCCGACCCAAAAGUCCGUUGUGCCGCGGUCCGCGUGACCGGAGCCGCCCACGCCGACCCGGGUCGUUUCGCCCACGCCUACUCGGCUGACUGAGGCCCACGCUGUCCGGUGCUGACUAGGGCCGCCGCCCCGCUGUCACUCCCGCGCAGGAACGACCUCCCUCCCUGCGGACGCCCGGGCGGGCAGCCGGUUGAGCUGCGUUCGGGAGGCGGAGGCCCGAGGUGCUGGGGAAUCGCGUGGACGCCGGUUGAUGGGGAAUCCAGCGAGGGAGACGGGCCCACAGCGGGAAAUGACAAACUGGCUAUCCCGGAACCUUGAGCCCCACACUGGACCCCAGAAGGGCAGGAGCCAGUGAGAGGACCGCGUCGUACCGGCAACAAGUUCUUGUAGUGACAAAUCAGGGGUGUGACCUCCAUCCACACGUAAGUUUUCUUUUCUCAUUAGCGAAGUUGUUAUAGUAACACCCUCAUCCGUUCUCAGUGACCAUUAAAGGACGUGGUGUACGAAUGUAAAACACUAGGAAAUAGGAGCUUGGAGUGAGUGUUUGGGAGGCUGGACUUGACGUCCCCGAGGGGGUGACAGGACCCCGCAUCAGCGCUCGGCACCCAACGCUGCUUUCUAGGUGGGAGCUCCCGCCCAGCCUGGCUAGUUCUCUCCUGGAGGCUCAGGCCUACACCUUCCUCCUCCCUUAAGAGUGCCUGACUCCUUCCCAACCCUGCCUGGGAUCUUUUAUCUCUUUCAUAAGAUGAUUUUUUUUUUAAGGUUGUUGAAAUUUAAAAAAAUAUUCAGUAUUUAAGUUUGUAAAUCUAAACCCAUCCACUAUUUUAGUAAUGUUGUCCUCUGUUGGAUUUUUGUUUAGUGAAAUAUUUUAAUCGUGCAAAAAAGAAUACAGCUAUAAUAGUUGUACCAUACCCUGAAAAAAGGUAAUAAUAAUUUUUCUUUGUGCUUUUGGACCUUUCUUUAAGGAAAUGUGACAUUUCGCCUACAGUUGAAAUUCUAACUUGCUGCCACCACCCCGCACCCCGUAGAAUUUCUUCCACCUGGCCUGUCUUUCCUCGGCUCACGGGGCUCCCUUGUGCUCCCAGGAGCUUGGCACCAGCUUAGCUUCUCAUUCCAGUCAGCACCAGCUUAGCUUCUCAGAGCCCGUCAUGAGGACUGUGGCCACCAUGUUGGUCCCGUCCUGUCCUCAUGGCAUUUGCUCUCUUACCCUCUUAGGAAACCUGCCUCCUCCUUCACAGACCCUGUGGGUGAGCUGAGGGCCACUGUUCCCUUCCCCAGGGUGCAGCGUCUUUACCCGCUUCUCUAAUUUUUUUUUUGGCUGCACCACGCGGCAUGUGGGAUUUUAGUUCCCCGACCAGGGAUUGAACCCGUGCCCCCUGCAUUGGAAGCUUGGAACCCUUACCACUGGACCGCCAGGAAAGUCCCUUUACCCGCUUCUCUAGGGCAGUCACAGCUGUUCCAUGCUUCCAGAAAAAAGCGGCCUUCCACUAUCAGUUGUACUACAGCUUAUAAAACGAAACCGUUAAAAUUCAUAGUAAUAGCUACCACUGCGGACCAUGUGGGUCUCAGGCUUUUUAACUAAGCACGUGGUGUACACGGCUUCUUUUCAUCCAACACUGCAGUUAUGCACAGCUGGGGAUGGUCCCGUUUAAAGUGAGUGAACUGAGGCCUAGUCAGACCAGCUGUCAGCACCAGUGUGCGCCUAGAAUCAUCUCUCCACCAUGUGUAGCUGUUCUGCCACCACCAGAGGAGGAGGAUAUUCAUUUGUCCGGCAGGAUGGGCAAUGGCAUUCACACAGGGUCUCUUUCACCUUCCUGCCCCACAGCCCGGCUCCCCCAGGUACAGGAAGCACCUGGGUGGAGGCCUUCCUCAGCGGGGCCAGAGAUGGCGUCCGUGGACUUCAAGACCUAUGUGGACCAGGCCUGCCGUGCCGCUGAGGAGUUCGUGAACGUGUACUACACCACCAUGGACAAGAGGCGGCGGCUGCUGUCCCGCCUGUACAUGGGCACGGCCACCUUGGUGUGGAACGGCAACGCCGUUUCGGGACAAGAGUCCUUGAGUGAGUUUUUUGAGAUGCUGCCUUCCAGUGAGUUCCAAAUCAACGUGGUAGACUGCCAGCCCGUUCACGAUGAAGCCACCCCGAGCCAGACCACAGUCCUCGUGGUGAUCUGUGGGACAGUGAAGUUUGAGGGCAACAAACAGCGGGACUUCAACCAGAACUUCAUCCUGACAGCCCAGGCCUCGCCCAGCAACACGGUGUGGAAGAUUGCCAGUGACUGCUUCCGGUUCCAGGACUGGGCCUGCUAGUGGCGUGGGGAGACACCCCCAGACUGAACCCUGCGCUCCCUCGAGUCCCAGGGGCGCUUUUCUCGGCGUACACUUGUUUGUCAUAGCUGCCUUUUCAAAGUAGUAAAAUUCUCUAUUUUUCUACUUGCCCGGUAGAGACCCGGUCUCUAGAAAUUCUGACGAAUAAAAUGAUGAUAUGAACGUU